This is a messenger RNA of Trichomonas vaginalis G3, 900 nucleotides long. Its product is annotated as NAD synthase family. The coding region runs from base 1 to 900 and encodes 299 amino acids. The transcript has a single exon. The record is from RefSeq and is a predicted model, not a curated record. Lineage: Eukaryota; Parabasalia; Trichomonadida; Trichomonadidae. Gene Ontology annotation, cellular component: cytoplasm. Gene Ontology annotation, biological process: NAD+ biosynthetic process. Gene Ontology annotation, molecular function: glutaminase activity; NAD+ synthase (glutamine-hydrolyzing) activity.
AUGAAGCCAGCUAUCAGAGCAAAGCUUGAAGAAAUUCGUCAGAAGCGUGCAUUCAAUGUUGAGGAUUGGGUUAACAAGAAAUGCGAGCUCCUCAACCAGUACAUGAGAAAAUCAGGAUUAAAGGCAACUGUUGUCAAUGUUUCAGGUGGUAUUGACUCAGCUGUUACAAUUUUACUUUGCCAGAAGGCUGCUACAUUACCAGACAGCCCAAUCAAGAAAGUUCUUGGUAUCAUUCAACCAAUUCACUCAACAUCACACAUCAUGUCACGUGCUGAAGAGUUCCUGAUCGAGAAGAAGAUUGAAUACGCUAACGUUGACCAAUCAGCAGUUUACGAUCUCCUUUCUAAGACAGUCGAAGAUUGCCUUAAGUAUCCAAACGCCCAAUUCGCCGGUGGCAUGUUAAAGUCAUACAUGCGUACCCCAGUCGCUUACUAUGCUGCUCAACUCCUCUCCAGCAACGGACUUCCAGCAAUUGUUAUCGGAACAGGCAACUACGAUGAAGAUGGCUACCUUUACUACUUCUGCAAGCCAGGAGAUGGCACAUCAGAUGUCCAAUUGAUCCAUGAUCUUCACAAAUCCGAAGUUUUCGCUGUUGCUCGUUAUCUCAACUGCACUUCAAAGAUUCUCGAUGCUCCACCAUCAGCUGAUCUUUGGGACGCACAGACAGAUGAAGGAGAACUCGGUUUCUCUUACGAUUUCUGCGAACUUUACGUCGAAUUACUCCACGACAAGGCAGAUAUGGAUAAGUGGGUCGCAACACUUGACGAAGAAACCCGUCAACAGUGGGACCACGUUGCACAAAAGAUCGAAACAACACACCGCCGCAAUUCUCACAAGGAAGUCUGGCCAGUCAACUUAGAUAUCAUCUGCCCAACAGGCAAGCAAUAUGUUCCAAAGUAA